UUUCCUUCCUGUUGGCCCCUUCCCUCCCUUGGGUCCCGCCCCUUCCUCCUCGCCGCGAGGGGCCCUGGGAAGCGGCGGGAGCAAUAUGGCGGAUGGCGAAGAGCCGGAGAAGAAAAGAAGGAGAGUAGAGGAGCUGCUGGCUGAGAAAAUGGCUGUUGAUGGUGGGUGUGGGGACACUGGAGACUGGGAAGGUCGCUGGAACCAUGUAAAGAAGUUCCUCGAGCGAUCUGGACCCUUCACACACCCUGAUUUCGAACCAAGCACUGAAUCUCUCCAGUUUUUGUUAGAUACAUGUAAAGUUCUAAUCAUUGGAGCUGGUGGCUUAGGAUGUGAGCUCCUGAAAAAUCUGGCUCUGUCUGGUUUUAGGCAGAUUCAUGUUAUAGACAUGGACACUAUAGAUGUUUCCAAUCUAAAUAGGCAGUUUUUAUUUAGGCCUAAAGAUGUUGGAAGACCUAAGGCUGAAGUUGCUGCAGAAUUUUUAAAUGACAGGAUUCCUAAUUGCAAUGUAGUUCCACACUUCAACAAGAUUCAAGAUUUCAAUGACACUUUCUAUCGACAAUUUCAUAUUAUCGUGUGUGGCCUGGACUCCAUCAUAGCCAGAAGAUGGAUUAAUGGAAUGCUGAUCUCUCUCCUAAACUAUGAAGAUGGUGUGCUGGAUCCAAGCUCCAUUGUCCCUCUGAUUGAUGGGGGAACAGAAGGUUUUAAAGGCAAUGCCCGGGUGAUCCUGCCUGGGAUGACUGCGUGCAUCGAGUGCACGCUGGAGCUCUAUCCACCACAGGUUAAUUUUCCCAUGUGCACCAUUGCAUCUAUGCCCAGGCUACCAGAGCAUUGUAUUGAGUAUGUAAGGAUGUUGCAGUGGCCUAAAGAGCAACCUUUUGGAGAAGGGGUUCUAUUAGAUGGAGACGAUCCUGAACAUAUUCAAUGGAUUUUCCAAAAAUCUCUAGAGAGAGCAUCACAAUAUAAUAUUAGGGGUGUUACAUAUAGGCUCACCCAAGGGGUGGUAAAACGCAUCAUUCCUGCUGUUGCUUCCACAAACGCAGUCAUUGCAGCUGUGUGUGCCACUGAAGUUUUUAAAAUAGCUACAAGUGCAUACAUUCCCCUUAAUAAUUACUUGGUAUUCAAUGACGUAGACGGGCUGUACACUUACACAUUUGAAGCCGAGAGAAAGGAAAACUGCCCAGCUUGUAGCCAGCUUCCUCAGAACAUUCAGUUUUCUCCAUCAGCAAAACUGCAGGAGGUUUUGGAUUAUCUAACCAAUAGUGCUUCUCUGCAAAUGAAAUCUCCAGCUAUUACAGCCACAUUAGAGGGGAACAACAGAACACUUUACUUACAGUCAGUAACUUCUAUUGAAGAACGAACAAGGCCAAAUCUUUCCAAGACGUUGAAAGAAUUAGGACUCGUUGAUGGACAAGAACUGGCAGUUGCUGAUGUCACCACACCACAGACUGUACUAUUCAAACUGCAUUUUACUUCUUAAGGAGAAUAAAUCUGCACAUAAUAGAACACUUAGGGAAAUAAGAUACUUCAUGGAUGCUAAGAAAUAUAAUUGAUGUCAUUUUUAGCAUUAGUAUUGCUGGAAUUUGUUUUUUUUUUUUUUUUUUUUUUAAUGUAAUGAACUACUCUUUUUUAACUUGAUAACUUACCUUGAAGACAGAGUUUUGGGGUUGGUGCUUACAAGCAUCUUCCUUGUAUGGGUGAUGAUGCCUGGAGGGAGAGGGUACCUGGACUAAGUGGGUUGCUUCUCUUGAAGGAGGAGGCAGGCGCCCUCCUGUGUGUGAGCAUUGUUAUUCUGCUUGAAGAACACACUCCUCGGCCUUCACUUGAGCACCACAUACACAGAGGACAACCUUCAAGGAAAUAAGGAAUUCAGUUUUUAACAUUACAGCUUGACAUGUAGAGUAUCCUGAACAUAGACUGUUUCUUGAUUUAAUGCUCAUUUCACUGUGGCUGUCCAAAUGAAUGUUAAUUAUUGCAUUUUAUCUUGUCCAUAAUAAUUUGUAAACAGUGUUAUAACUGAAUACCUGUGCAUGAAAAUAGGAACUAUUUUCAUGUAUUUAUUUGUAGUGCCAUAGAGGCCAAUAUGCACAGAUUUAAGCCAGGACAUGGCUGUUUAAAAAAUUUACUGUUUAAACAGUUAUCGCUGAUGCUUUUGCACUAUUUAUUAAUAAAAUCAUACAUUGUCUUCCUUUUUCACUGAAAUUUUAAAAAGUAGAUUAAGUUGAAUAGUAAUUCCAAAGUAAUGUAGGAAUAAUUUUUAAAUGUUUAAAAGAAUUACUAUCACCAGAUUUUUAUUGCACCUGAAUUAAUACUUUUGCUACAGUGAUUUCCACAGUAAAGAUCUACUGUUUUAAUCUGA
This is a messenger RNA of Marmota monax (woodchuck), 2356 nucleotides long. RefSeq names its product ubiquitin like modifier activating enzyme 3 (gene Uba3). Gene Ontology annotation, cellular component: cytoplasm; nucleus. The transcript is spliced from 18 exons. Gene Ontology annotation, biological process: protein neddylation. Gene Ontology annotation, molecular function: NEDD8 activating enzyme activity. Lineage: Eukaryota; Metazoa; Chordata; Mammalia; Rodentia; Sciuridae. The record is from RefSeq and is a predicted model, not a curated record. Bases 86 to 1477 code for a protein of 463 amino acids.